Messenger RNA from Scylla paramamosain (green mud crab), 1506 nucleotides. RefSeq names its product exosome complex component MTR3-like. The transcript has 8 exons. Bases 163 to 990 code for a protein of 275 amino acids. NCBI's taxonomy places the organism in Eukaryota, Metazoa, Arthropoda, Malacostraca, Decapoda, Portunidae. The record is from RefSeq and is a predicted model, not a curated record. Gene Ontology annotation, cellular component: nuclear exosome (RNase complex); cytoplasmic exosome (RNase complex); nucleolus. Gene Ontology annotation, biological process: nuclear mRNA surveillance; poly(A)-dependent snoRNA 3'-end processing; rRNA catabolic process.
AACAACAACAAACAGACCCAGCCGUGAAGAGACCCGGCGUUUUUCAUCUAUAAUUGUUUGUUAAGUUGUUGAAAUAAGGCAGCCAGAGGGUCACCAGUAGCCAAGGAGGAGUAGAAGUAGUAGUAACAGCAGAGAAACACGUGUUAGUGGCGUUAAAUAAGCAUGGGCAGUAGAGACACACGCCGGGUUCUUGGGCCGGAGAAGAGUGUGUGUCAUGAUCUUCUGCGGCCACAGGUGCCUCGUGCUUUCCUGAGAGAAGAUGGGCUGCGGUGGGAUGGACGUUCACCACAGGAUCCUCGCAAGCUGUUUAUGAGUGUGGGCAUGAUAACACAAGCCAAGGGUUCAUCGUACCUGGAGGUUGGCAACACUAAGGUGUGUUGUGGAGUGUAUGGACCUAAGGAUGUACAGAGAGGACAGGAUUUCAAGAUGUCAGGGCAGGUGCUGUGUGCGGUGAAAAUGGCUCCCUUUUCUGCCCCGGUGCGCCUCCCCCCCCAGCCGGACACAAGACAGCAGGAGAUGAGCCGGCAGUUGAAGGAUGCGCUGGAAUCUGUCAUUGUCCUGGAGAAGUUUCCGAAGUCACUAAUUGAUGUGUAUGUGACGGUUAUAGAGGACGACGGGUCACUCCUGGGGGCAUGCAUCACUGCAGCAGGGUUAGCCUUGUGUCAUGCUAACAUUGAUGUGUAUGACCUGGUGGUUGGCGCCUCUGUGCUGUUCCGAGGCGACGUGCUCUACCUGGACCCGCGCAGAGAGGAAGAGGAGGUGUCAGACAAUAAUCAGCUUACAAUAGGAAUGAUACCGAAGCACGCAGGGGGUCAGAUAGCCUUAAUGGUGCAGAGGAGUGGUCAGGUGGCCCCCCAGUGUCUGUCCGAGUGUCUGAACGCCGCGGUGGACCUCUGCAAUCGACUUCACAGCCUGGCGCAGAAGACGUUAUUGGUGCACUUGCAGGAAACUCUUGCCCACUCCUCCUCCUCCUCCUCCUCCUCCCCAUAACCUCCUCCUCCUCCUCCUCCUCCUCCUCCUCCUCCUCCUCCUCCUCCUCCUCCUCCUCCUCUUUUUGUCAUAUUUUUAUUUGCAUUAAGGUAAAAAAACACUUCUAUUUAUUGUUAUUAUUAUUAUUAUUAUUAUUGUUAUUAUUUAUUAUUAUCAUUAUUAUUAUUAUUAUUGUUAUUAUUAUUAUUAUUAUUAUUAUUAUUAUUAUUAUUGUUAUUGUUAUUGUUUAGAAAAUCAAUGUUUGUCUAUCUUUAUUUUGGUUCUUGUUUAUUUUUAUAUUGUUUUUUUUGUUUAUUUAUUUAUUUGUUUAUUUAUUUAUUUAUUUAUUUAUUGUAUAUGAUUUAAUUCGUCUGUUUAUUUUAGUUUAUAAUUAAGUUUUUAUUUUUGUUUUUUUGUUCUCAUUAUUAUUAUUAUUAUCAUUAUUAUUAUUAUUGUUAUUAUUAUUACUAUUAUUAUUAUUCUUAUUAUUAUUCAGUGUAAUGGAAGUGAAUAAUAUUAAUAAAGAAAUUUUGUAAU